GGCUGAAUUGGCAUUUGAUUGACAGGCUGUACACAGCUGGAAACCAAAUUCUGAAAGGCUUCUCCAAACGCAAACCCUCCCCUAUUCAUUCACAGCCUGUUCGCAACUAAUGCUUCUCUCUAAGAACUCUUUCUUCUUCUUCUUCUUCUUCUUCUUCUUCCGUACUUUCUUCUACGAACAGUAAUUGCUUCUGCAAUUUUGUUGCAGAGUGAUUUAAUUAAGAGUUCAUCCUCGAGGUGGAUUUUGAUUCGUCUGUACUAUUUUUCCCUUUUCUGCACUGCAUUCUGAAGCGGAAGAACCGCCGGGGAAUCGAGGUUAUUGUUCUGGUAAUGGUGUUUUUGAGGGUAUAUUUGCGCCAUUUUACACGCAUUUCUAGGUUUUGCUUCCAUGAUUAAGACUCCUUGCUCUGACGGAUUCAACUCUCGCUUUCUUUGCGAUUUGUUGUUCUUGGUGUGUUGAGUUUUUUUUUUUGUUUGAGUGAAGUGCGGAGGGGCAUCCAUGGAUCCGUGCCCUUUUGUGCGUCUCACUGUUGGAAAUCUUGCUCUUAAGGUUCCGGUGGCGUCUAAGCCUACUCGUUCCGUUGUUCAUCCUUCUUCGUCUCCUUGCUUUUGUAAAAUCAAGUUUAAGAAACUGCCGGUGCAAACCGCCGUUGUGCCGUUUACUGAGAAUCAGUUUCCCGAUGGUCAGGUUCCGUCAACGGCGGCUACGUUUCAUCUCAGUAAGUCUGAUCUCGAGAAGCUUGCUGGAAAAUCUUUAUUCGCUUCGAGACCGUGCCUGAAAAUCUCUAUCUAUAGCGGGCGGAGAGGUACCACUUGCGGCGUCGACUCCGGGAGACUAUUAGGUAAAGUAUCUGUACCUUUGGUACUGGCGGGAACUGAAUCAAAGGUUACAGUAUUCCACAAUGGGUGGAUUUCAGUAGGGAAAGACUCUAAGGGUUCUUGUGCGCAAUUCCAUUUGAAUGUCAAAGCCGAACCCGACCCGAGAUUCGUGUUUCAGUUCGAUGGUGAACCUGAAUGCAGUCCACAGGUGUUCCAGAUUCAGGGCAACAUUAGACAACCCGUAUUCACCUGCAAGUUCAGCUUCAGAACCGGCGACCGGACUCAAAGAUCCAGAUCAUUGCCUACAGAAUCGAGCAGUUCAAGGGGUUGGCUUAGCUCGUUCGGAAGCGAAAGGGAACGCCCAGGAAAGGAGCGUAAGGGUUGGUCCAUCACCGUACACGACCUUUCCGGUUCACCCGUCGCCGCCGCUUCUAUGGUCACCCCGUUCGUUGCUUCGCCGGGUUCCGAUAGGGUCAGCCGGUCCAACCCAGGAUCGUGGCUGAUUCUUCGACCAGGCGAUGGCACGUGGAAGCCAUGGGGUCGACUCGAGGCAUGGCGGGAGCGGGGUGGGUCGGACGGUUUAGGCUACCGAUUUGAGCUGAUGCCGGACACGAACGGAGGGAUGAGCGCGGCCGGGAUUGUACUAGCGGAGUCGGCUCUAAACACGAACAAGGGAGGGAAGUUCGUGAUUGACUUGGGUGGAAGCUCAACGGGGAGAUCAACGCCGGUGAACUCAACGUCGCCGGCGUGUAGUCCGAGGAGCAGCGGGGAUUAUGGGUACGGGCUUUGGCCGUAUUGUGUGUAUAGAGGGUUUGUGAUGGGGGCUAGCAUAGAAGGGGAAGGGAAAUGCAGCAAGCCGAGAGUGGAAGUGAGCGUGCAGCACGUGAACUGCACAGAAGACGCGGCCGCAUUCGUGGCAUUGGCAGCGGCCAUCGAUCUUAGCAUGGACGCUUGCAGGCUUUUCUCACAAAGGCUGAGGAAGGAGCUGUGUCAACCGUUGGAUUUUCUUGCUUGAGAUCAUCCAACCCACAGCCUCGUGAUGGGGAUGGUACUUUUUGUUCUUUGUUUUUGUUUGUUCUUUGAGUCAUAAUUGAAUGCGUUUGGGUUUUUGAGUGGCGCAAUUUGUCGACGGCUUUUUAUUCCGUCGUGUGGGAGUGAUUUGGGGUUCUGCUAACAACCAUUUUUACAGGGUUUUUGUACAGUCUGUGAAAGAGAGAGUAGAACAGUCGACAGGGCACUGUUUUUGCUCUUCCCUUUUUCCUUUUUUUAAUGGUUGGUGUGUGACAUUGUUUGGUGAAGAACAACAAGGGGUUGGCUUCGAAGAUGUUGUUCUUGUUGAUAUAUAUUCAAAUCUGACCAUUAAUUGACCUUCU
Messenger RNA from Cucurbita pepo subsp. pepo (vegetable marrow), 2191 nucleotides. RefSeq lists its product as uncharacterized. The record is from RefSeq and is a predicted model, not a curated record. NCBI's taxonomy places the organism in Eukaryota, Viridiplantae, Streptophyta, Magnoliopsida, Cucurbitales, Cucurbitaceae.